CCCUCAUCGAAGGCGGCCGCUUGCCAUAUCAUCGCAACGAAGUACUGCAUUACAUACACUAUUGUGUACUUUAUGCUUACGAUUUGGCUGCCCUUUGCAACCUUCGUUUACACUGAUUAUCAUUCAGUCUAUUGAAUCUAUCUGCAUCUGCGACCCUCAACUUCACACACAGGACUAUCAUGACAGACUCGAAAAUAUCCCCAUUCUCUUCUCCCAAACUUCUUCUUGCGCGACUCUCGCGCCUCACAUCUACCGUUCCCGGCUUGGACGCGUCUCUGAUGUUGGCCCAAUACUCUUCACCCCUUGUCAUUGCUUUACUUCUCAAAUUGGCUGCGUUCAAGGCAAGACACCCGAAGGUCACCUUUGCUUCCGGAGCAGGGAAGAGGGUUUUGACCGUGGACGGAGGCUUCGGACUGGCCAAGGUUGCUGAAGGCUGGGGGAAGGCUGCAGGAAGUAUUGGAGAUGCUAGGGUGGUCAUGAGGGCUUUCGGCUUACUUCCCAUCAUUCAAUGGAUCCUCAGCUUGCACCCCAAGCCUCUCGCUGCAUUGAAAUCCCUUUUGGCCUCGGGUGACUUUAUGCAGGUCUUCAUGAGCCAAAAGACCCUCCCUACCCUACAAGCCCUUGCAAUUCUUUUCUACUAUCCUUUGGAACACGUAUCCUGGCUUGGAAGUAAGGGUGUUCUACCCAUAUCACCAUCGGCUCUGAGCAAAGCUGCUCUCUGGAGUGUCAGAUUCUGGGCGGUAUAUGUGGUGCUGGAGAUACACAAGCUUUGCAACAGCUACCGUGAGCUGUCAGAUCGCACUCGCGCUUUACAACUCAGCAGGCCCGAAGUUACACAUUCCGAAGCGAUAGACUAUGAGUUCCAGGAUGACAAGAAGGAAGGAUUUUCGGAAAAACUUGGUCCUAGCGUGGAGUAUGAGGGCGAAACCACUCCGAGACAAGCACUAGCCAAUGACUGGAAGACCUGGAAGAGACGAGCCCUGGUGAAUGGGGCGUACGCCCCCCUUACUAUUCACUGGUCUACACCUGGUGGGCUUUGGUCAAACCCGCUCAUCACUGGCACCUUGGGUUCUUUCGCAGCAAUUGGAUCCCUGAUGAGUGAAUGGAAUAAAGGUGAUACCCAAUAAACGAGGUGCUUUGGACUGUUGGGGUAUUAUGAUUGUAUUGUGCCAAAAGCUAAAUUCCAAAGGAUUAACUUUUUUUUCAUACCAGCGACAGAAUCUCGCCUUAAAUCAAUCGUAAGCGCAUAUAAGAGAUGAACUGCUGUAAUCCCCAAUUAUGCGAAAAGAUC
Molecule: messenger RNA, 1291 nt
Organism: Cryptococcus deneoformans JEC21
Lineage: Eukaryota; Fungi; Basidiomycota; Tremellomycetes; Tremellales; Cryptococcaceae
Exons: 4
Coding region: 180-1127 (315 amino acids)
Biological process (GO): peroxisome fission
Cellular component (GO): peroxisomal membrane
Source: RefSeq, a predicted model, not a curated record